This is a messenger RNA of Cryptomeria japonica (Japanese cedar), 979 nucleotides long. RefSeq names its product heavy metal-associated isoprenylated plant protein 39. Lineage: Eukaryota; Viridiplantae; Streptophyta; Pinopsida; Cupressales; Cupressaceae. The transcript is spliced from 3 exons. The record is from RefSeq and is a predicted model, not a curated record. Bases 359 to 751 code for a protein of 130 amino acids. Gene Ontology annotation, molecular function: metal ion binding.
CCUUGACCUGGUGAAGGCUACUAAAAUAUUUCUGAGUCAUUCAAUCAUGUUAGGUGAGAAUGCGAAGAGUGCAGACGAGUCAUGAGCACAGCAGAGAAAUUAUUUGUUGAAAACAGAGUGCUCUAGAAGUUCAAAUUCAAUGCCUGAACUCAACCCCAGUCAAACUCGCCUCCAUUAUCGACCUUAAAACAGACUAUAGAAGUUUCCGUGAAGUCAUAUAAAAAUUGCUUUAAAACUUUUCAUUCUUCAUUCAUUUCAGAGCAGAAACCCCAAAUCCUCAUAAUUCCAAGCCUCGAGCCUCCUCCUUUGCAAAUUCCAAUUUCUGCGGCAGAGAAUAAGGUUGAGAUCAAGCGAAACUAUGGAAAUAAAGAAAAUAGUGUUAAAAUUGUCGAUCGAGGACGAGAAAAGCAAGAAAAGAGCCCUCAAAGCGGUUGCAGGUGUGCAAGGGGUGGAAUCUGUGGCGGUGGACAUGAAAGAGAAGAAGAUGACUGUAAUUGGGGAAGCCGACCCUGUGAUUGUUACAUCAAAGCUCAGAAAAUAUGGAUAUGCGGAGGUACUGAGCGUGGGACCUGCCAAAGAAGAGAAAAAAGAGCCUCCCCCAAAACAGGAGCCAAAGAAAGAGGAGAAAAAACCAGAACCUACUCCAACAAUUAUCUAUUAUCCCGCUUAUCCCGCUUAUCUCAGUUGCAAUUACAGGGCUUAUGAAGACACUGUAGAUAGCGAUGAGUAUAGUUUUUGUACAAUCUGUUGAUCUUUUGUAUGCAGGGCAUAAAUUUUUUCUUUAUACAGUUGGAAAAGGGUGUGCACAUUUUUAGUAGAAUGUAAAUGAAACGUCCCCUGCCAUUCUGGAUGGCCUUUCAUUUGAGCUCCCAAAAGUUAUGCGAUCUGCUGUACAAUAGGAAAAUGCUAGUAUUGGAAUUUUGAACGGCUGAUGAGUAUGUGAAAUUACUAAAUGUUCUAGUAAAAUAAGAGCUGAAAC